Myotis daubentonii (Daubenton's bat) is the source of this 1337-nucleotide messenger RNA. Its product is annotated as 1-acylglycerol-3-phosphate O-acyltransferase PNPLA3-like. NCBI's taxonomy places the organism in Eukaryota, Metazoa, Chordata, Mammalia, Chiroptera, Vespertilionidae. Gene Ontology annotation, biological process: triglyceride catabolic process; lipid homeostasis. The record is from RefSeq and is a predicted model, not a curated record. Gene Ontology annotation, cellular component: lipid droplet; cytoplasm; membrane. Gene Ontology annotation, molecular function: triacylglycerol lipase activity.
GAUGCCAGGAAGUGCAGACCGUGGACCUCGCACCCCGCCUCCCGGACCCCGACCCGCCACCGCUCUGGGCGACCCCGAGCGUGGCUGGAGCGUGUCCUUCGUGGGCUGCGGCUUCCUGGUCUUCUACCACCUCGGGGCGACCCGCUGCCUGAGCGAGCGCGCCCCGCACCUCCUCCGCGAGGCGCGCAUGUUCUUCGGUGCCUCUGCUGGGGCGCUGCACGGCGUCACCUUCCUCGCAGGUGUCCCUCUUGACCACACCCUGCAGGUCCUCACAGACCUUGUGGAGUCCGCCAGAAGCCGGACCAUGAGCAUCCUCCAUCCGUCCUUCAACAUAGUCAGGUCCCUCCGGGAAGCCCUCCACAGACACCUCCCGGACAACGUCCACCAGCUCAUCUCAGGCAGAAUGUGCAUCUCGCUGACCCGAGUGUCCGACUGGGAAAACGUCCUGGUGUCCGAGUUUCAGUCCAAAGACGACGUUGUGGACGCCUUGGUCUGUUCCUCCUUCAUCCCUUUCUUCUUUGGCUUAAUCCCUCCGACCUUCAGAGGCGUGCGGUACGUGGAUGGAGGGUUUAGUGACAUUAUACCCUGCUUUGAUGACAAGACGACCAUCACUGUGUCACCCUUCCUUGGGGAGCAUGACAUCUGUCCUAAGGUCAAGUCCACGAACUUCCUGCAUAUGGACGUGUACAGGCUCAGUCUCCGCUUCUGCUUGGAGAACGUCCACCUGAUCAACCAAUCCCUGUUCCCCCCGGAUGUGAAGGUGCUGGGAGAGAUGUGCCUGCGAGGGUACUUGGAUGCGGGCAGGUUCCUGGAAGAAAAAGGCAUCUGUGACAGGCCCCGUCCGAGCCCGAGUGUGCCCUCGGCAGCGCCCGAGUUCCUUCCGUUCUCCUGGGAAACCGCGAGCCCCGAGGCUUCCCCGGGGGCGGCUGCCUGGCAGGGGAGGCCCGAGGUGGCCGAGCUGCUGGCCCACCUGCGUGUCAGCCUCCGGCCCUGGGACGAGAGCAUCCUGGAGACCCUGUCGCCCAAGCUCAUUGCGGGCCUGAGUGAGGCACUGAGACCCCGAGGUGGCUGCUGGAGCAAGAUCUGCAGCUUCCUACCGGUGAAGGUCAUGUCUUACGUGAUGCUGCCCUGUACGAUGCCCGUGGAGUCCGCGCUCGCGGUGGCCCAGAGGCUGGUGCUGUGGGUUCCCGACAUCCCUGCCGACCUCCGGUGGCUGUUGUCCAUCACCUCCCAGGUUUGCUCUCAAGGGAUGACGCACCUGCUCCCCACGUCCUCGCGGGUGUAGAUGGACAAAGAGAGAAACAGCUGUUGCUGUGUGUCAGUUACUCUUAUUGAGU